Drosophila obscura is the source of this 592-nucleotide messenger RNA. RefSeq lists its product as uncharacterized. NCBI's taxonomy places the organism in Eukaryota, Metazoa, Arthropoda, Insecta, Diptera, Drosophilidae. The record is from RefSeq and is a predicted model, not a curated record. The transcript has a single exon. Bases 58 to 519 code for a protein of 153 amino acids.
CUUCCAAAUCACCGAACCGAACCGCCCCUCCCAACCUCCCUACUGCAUACUGGCAAAAUGUCGCCGCUCGAACAGAUAACAACGAAACAUUUGAGCAGCUUGUUCUUUGGCGGAUCCUUGGAGCCACAAUGCGGCAGCAACAGCGACGAGGAGGAGCCCACCCUGCACCAGGAGUCAUCCGGCCUAAUGAGCUUCUGCCUUCUGUACCUGGGAAUGGGGAUGCUCUUCUUCUGCAUCAGCGCCAUCACCGACAAGCACACGCAGCACCAGUCACGACUGAAGAAGGAGCGCCGUCAGAGAGGGCGUUCGUUGCGCUAUCGCUCCAUUGCUCCACGCAGGCGGCGUCCCACUGUCAGCGGGCGCAAGCACCAGAGGAAGGGCACAGAGGAGUACGGAACGACGGAUCGAGAUGUUUGGCAGGACCCCUCUGGGCAGGAGGAGAAGGAUGAGGAUCAGCAGCAGGGCGACUUCUACUUUGACACCCUGUCGUACGCUGAAGGCGCUGAUCCGCACCCAUAGCCAUCCAAAUUCCAAAUUCAAAACCAAUAAGCGGCACAAUAAAUUUACAAUAAAAUUAAAGUCAAAAGCAAAA